AUGUCCAGAACCCCGAUCACAGCAUGUGACCAUUCGUCUCUCUGCUUUUCGUCCUCCCCACAUGCGACGGUGGCAGGUUUUAAAGGACUAACCAAACGACAACGUGUCGCCGCCACGAAAUCACAAAACAAAGUCUCUGAUGAUCCAAAUGAAAAAUUUCUCCAAGAAGAUGAUCGAGCAUUCCCUGCUCCUUUACUCCUUCCGGGGGAUGAUCUAUCCGAGGAUCCAGAUUACCCUGCGCAGAGCUUCCAAGAAUGGGUUGACGAUGAAGACCGCAAUCCGGUGACUCCCAAACAGAACAAAAUUUAUCUUUGUUCGAUUCCAGAAAUCUAUGAUGGUGUUGAGUUUCUCCGAGAAUGGAGACCACAAAAGCGUCUCGAAACUGUGAAUGAACAGUAUCAGCCACCGAGUCCACUCGUCGUACAGGGCUAUCUGGCUGCUUUCUAUCAUGGCUUGCCUGUUAGUAUGGCACCGUCACAUAAUAUGCGUUUUACGAAAUGGGAUGAAAACAAAAAGUCAUCCCGGAAGCAGAAAACCUCCAAGUACGUGGGUCUGGAUCUUGGGGGUGGUGAGAUUGUGCGAAUUCGUAUACGCGAAAGACCAGAAGGAGACUACGCCGGCCAGCUCAACUUGGAUGAUCUGCUCGACGCCGCCAUUACCGUGCUACCCAAAGAUGCAUACGCCCUGCUUCUCCUUGUCGAUUUCGAUCUCUACGAAGACGACGAAGACGACUUCGUCUGUGGUCGUGCAUACGGAGGGAGUCGAGUUGCGGUGGUAUCUACUGCAAGAUACAACCCCCUAUUAGACUACAACUACGAUCAUAACAUUGAGCGUGUUCAUCCCUGGCCUGCGUCCCAUUGUGAAAAAUACAUGAACACCUACACCGAGGAAGAAUCAGACGGCAAGCCACCACCGAAAAAGGCUCGGACAAGUGCCAAAGCGUCGCAUAAACCAAAUUCAGCACCGUAUGGACCAAUAAAGGAAGCCAUAUCUGCCUAUUGCACUCUGCAGCAAGCCAAACCGUUCGAAGAGCUCCUUCCUCGACCGCUUAAUGACCUCUGGCUAGGCCGGGUGUGCCGGACAGCAAGCCAUGAGCUGGGUCAUUGCUUUGGUAUAGACCAUUGUGUAUAUUAUGCAUGCGCAAUGCAAGGCACUGCGUCUAUUGCUGAGGAUGCUAGGCAGCCGCCUUACCUCUGUCCCGUCGAUCUGGCUAAGGUUCUCCACGCCACUUCUGCAUCUGCUUCCGAUCGGUAUAAAGCUCUUCUCGAAUUUUGUGAUCGGCCAGCACAUAGAAAGUCGUAUCUGUUCAAACCGUUUGCUGCUUGGAUUAGGAGUAGGCUGGCUGAUGUUGAGGGCUGA
Messenger RNA from Penicillium canescens, 1359 nucleotides. RefSeq lists its product as uncharacterized. Bases 1 to 1359 code for a protein of 452 amino acids. Gene Ontology annotation, biological process: proteolysis. NCBI's taxonomy places the organism in Eukaryota, Fungi, Ascomycota, Eurotiomycetes, Eurotiales, Aspergillaceae. The transcript has a single exon. The record is from RefSeq and is a predicted model, not a curated record. Gene Ontology annotation, molecular function: metallopeptidase activity.